AUGAUGAAUCCUUCUACAAUGCUGGCGUUUUGUCCUUCAGGUGAAUUCGCCCGAAUAGAGUCAUCAGUUAGGGAGUGGCCAGGUGUAGAGGCAGUUGGGUCACUAAGGACAAAAGAGAAGAAGAAGAAUACUACAACUGUGUUCGUUAAAUUUGAUUCUGAAGAAUCAGCCAGGAAAGCUCGUUCUCUUGUUGACACGGUUCCUGGACUCUCGUUGAGUGAUGACGAAUCUUCUACAAAGGAGAAAAAUACAACAAAAAUACCAUCCAGAGGAAAAGCUAAAAAUCUUGCUAUGGAAUUGUUAAAUUUCGGCACCUAUGAUAAAUCGAAAGGAUCGUAUGAACAACCAAGGAGGAGAGGGAAUGAAAACUAUCAAAGGAAUCGUGGAGCUAGGGGUGGAAGAGGCCAGCAAAACACAAGGCAAAACACAGGUUCUAGGGGAGGUAGAAGGCAACACUUUUAUGUUCCUCCUGCUCGAGUAAGUGUCGUAUUUGCUGACAAUAUUCCGUUUAAUAUGACUAAUUUGCAGUUAAUGGAACUAUUUUCUCCUUUCGGACACGUAAUCGACAUUAACCGAUACGAAUUAAUUGCUAUGAUUUCUUUUGAUUCUCCCGAAUCUGUCUCACGGUGUAUCCAAGAACUUAAUGGUAAGACAGUUAAGGGGAAUGUUAUUUCAGUCAGUAGCGGAACCGUAAAGAUUCCUGGUCCCGCAGCACUACAGAUGGGGAUGUAG
Molecule: messenger RNA, 732 nt
Organism: Trypanosoma theileri
Lineage: Eukaryota; Euglenozoa; Kinetoplastea; Trypanosomatida; Trypanosomatidae
Product: putative RNA-binding protein
Exons: 1
Coding region: 1-732 (243 amino acids)
Cellular component (GO): ribonucleoprotein complex
Molecular function (GO): RNA binding
Source: RefSeq, a predicted model, not a curated record